UUUAUCGUUUUUUUUUGUUGUUACCGGUGAAGAAAUUUAUAAUAAUAUGUACUUAAAAUACCAAAUUCAUUUACAGUACAUAAAUUAAUUUAUCCUGCUUUUAAAAUUGACAUAGAUAAGUUGCAAUUAUGAUAUUCCAAAUUGCGUUAUUAGUAACUACUGUGAAAUUCCUGUUUAUACCUCUGUACCGAUCAACAGAUUUCGAGGUCCAUAGAAAUUGGCUAGCAGUUACUCACAAUCUUUCUUUAGAGAAAUGGUAUUACGAAUCGACAUCAGAGUGGACUUUAGAUUAUCCACCCUUGUUUGCAUGGCUGGAAUACGGUUUGUCCCAUAUCGCUAAGUGGUUCGAUCCACAAAUGUUACACAUAACAAAUUUAAACUAUGAUUCUGAUAUGACAGUACUUUUCCAACGAUUGUCUGUUAUUGUACUGGAUUUAAUAUACAUAUUAAGUGCAAAAAGCUGUGCAAGUCUAGUAAGCAAUGGUAAGCUUCUGGUUUUUAUAUUGUUGGUGUCUAACCCAGGAUUGCUAAUGGUGGAUCAUAUACAUUUUCAAUACAAUGGAUUCAUGUAUGGAUUUUUGCUGUUUUCUAUUUCAAACAUGAUAAGGAGUAAGUACAUUCAGGCAGCAAUUUGGUUUGCACUUCUAUUGAACUUGAAACAUAUAUAUUUAUAUGUGGCGCCAGUAUAUGUGGUGCACCUGUUAAGAGCUUACUGUUUCACAGUAUCCUCCAAUGACGGUAUUCAUACAGCAUGGUACUCAUUCUCCAUCAUUAAUUUAUUCAAAGUGGCAGUAGCAGUAAUAACUGUUUUUGCUGUGUCAUUUGGACCUUUCAUUGACCAUUUGCCACAGGUAUUAUCCAGACUGUUUCCAUUCAAGAGAGGAUUAUGUCAUGCUUAUUGGGCACCAAACUUUUGGGCAUUAUACAAUUUUUGUGAUAAAGUUCUUCAGCACGCAUUGCCAAAGUUUGGUAUUGAAGUACCAAAGAUGGAAGCUGCCAUGACCGGAGGCCUUGUGCAAGAAUACGCUCAUGCUGUCCUGCCUUCCAUCAAACCGAGCGUCACUUUCAUUCUGACAGCCGUUUCUAUGUUUCCCGCUCUCGUCAAAUUGUGGUAUCUGGGUGCUGACCGAAAGUACAGGGUACUCAGUUUUGUCAGAUGCCUUGUGGUUUGUGCCACUUGUUCCUUUAUGUUUGGAUGGCAUGUUCAUGAAAAAGCAAUCCUCAUGAUUCUAAUACCUCUAAGUUUCUUGGCUGUCCUGGGUGAUGUAGACGGAAAACUGUUUCUGAUCUUAACCACAGUUGGACAUUACUCAUUAUUCCCAUUGCUUUACCCAAAAAAUCUACUAUCGAUCAAGAUAUUUAUGUUGUUAACACACAUCGCCAUAGCAUUUGGUAAUAUACCGUCUUUAUAUGAAGUUGUGGUGAAGACAAAAGGCAUUAAAAAGAGACGUGGGUUCAUGCGAUUACCUAUGCUCGGACCAAUAGAAUCAUUAUACAUUUAUGGAUUAUUAGUUGUUUGUAUUUAUGAAAACGCCCUGCAUGUAGCCUGGGGCUUAGAAAAAUCUUUACCAUUUUUACCUCUAAUGUUUACAUCCGUGUAUUGUAGUUUAGGUGUUAUCUAUUUUUGGAUUCGUUAUUAUCAUUAUUUCCUUACUUUUAAUUUAAGUAGACUUCCUAUAGUAGGUGCAAUGAAUUUAAGUCAAUAUGUGAAAAAAGCUAAUUAAAAUUAUUUAUUGAUAAUGA
Molecule: messenger RNA, 1743 nt
Organism: Amyelois transitella
Lineage: Eukaryota; Metazoa; Arthropoda; Insecta; Lepidoptera; Pyralidae
Gene: xit
Product: probable dolichyl pyrophosphate Glc1Man9GlcNAc2 alpha-1,3-glucosyltransferase
Exons: 8
Coding region: 129-1724 (531 amino acids)
Biological process (GO): protein N-linked glycosylation
Cellular component (GO): endoplasmic reticulum membrane
Molecular function (GO): dolichyl pyrophosphate Glc1Man9GlcNAc2 alpha-1,3-glucosyltransferase activity
Source: RefSeq, a predicted model, not a curated record